Amphimedon queenslandica is the source of this 1635-nucleotide messenger RNA. RefSeq lists its product as uncharacterized. The transcript has 10 exons. The record is from RefSeq and is a predicted model, not a curated record. The coding region runs from base 75 to 1511 and encodes 478 amino acids. NCBI's taxonomy places the organism in Eukaryota, Metazoa, Porifera, Demospongiae, Haplosclerida, Niphatidae.
UUAACCCUUUAUCAAUUGCUGCUGCAACCUGUAGUGUUGGCUCUGUGGUUUGUUGUUGGUUUCGCUGCACAAAGAUGUUUGGUGGUUCUUGCGUGUUUGCUCCUACUCCAUUUCUCCCUCUCAUUUCUCUUCUUAUCUUGCUAUCCAAUGCCCGUAUAGUUGCAGCCCAGACGCUCUCGAACGUCGAAGCCAUUUUCAUAAUCACGGCUAUAUUUCUAAUCUUUAUGAUAUGUAACUUUGUUUUGCUAGUGGCCCUGUUUGCCUGGUGUAGGCAGGAAAGGAAGAAAAGAAGGCGAGAAUGGGCCAGAUCUAGAAUAAGACAGCGGUCUCAGGAAUGUUUAGAUGAGCCAAGGCUAAAGAAAGUUAGCGUGAUACCAGAGGAAGUAGAAGAAGACAAUUUAGAUGAAGUUAAAGUAUCAGUCGAAACUUCAUUUCAAGAAGUAGAAGAGAAAAGAAGAAUUAGCAAUGAAUAUGUCACAGUAGAUACGGUAUCAAGUUCCCCUUCUCUUGAAAUGUCUCCUGAAAGAGGUUCUGCCAUAGGGGAGGAGUUACAUUAUGAAUCAUCAAAGUCAUUUGAAAGCAGGAGGAAAGAAUCACAAGGGAAGAGAUCUGAGCAAAGAAGAGAAUCAGAGAAAUUGCUGUUGGAAGGAGAUCCUGAAGACUCCUUUAAGCCAAUGUCACUCUUGCCGUCAUUUGAUGCUGUAGACGCACCAAAAGAGGAUCAUGAACACGAUGAGAUCUCGGAUGACAUCCCUUCCUUUAACAAGAAGCGUGCUCCAGUUGCAAGACAACAGAGCAGUGACUAUAGAAGAGAUGCUCAUGCUUCAUUAGUUGAAAAUGAAAUUAUUGUUGAAGCAUUAUCACCAACACCCACUUUGGAGCUCGAGACACCUCAAGGUAAUGUACCUAAUGGCUCCCAGACUGAUACUACACAAAUAUUGGCUGAGACCAGUUUCAGUGCAACUGAACCUGCUCAACACCUUUCCAUCGACCAUUCUCAUUCUGAAGGAACGGCUGACUUUAACACCAGCAGUGCUACCAGUAUCGGCCGGAGCAGUGUCUCUAAGAUACUCUCGGGUGUAGAAUCCGACGUCAAUGGGCUCCAUCAGAAUAAAGAAGGAGGAGGGCAACAGAAUAAAGAGAGAGGAGGGAAAUUGGCCCAAGAGGGUCUCUUUGAGCUACUGGAUGGCUCUUAUGGUAAAAAGGAAAGCCUUAAUUAUUCCUUGACUGGAAGCAUGGAUGACACAGCUAUAACUCCAAACUCGUCUUUUGCUUCUGCCAGUUACAGUGGAGUGUCACCUGGUGCUGCUUUCAACAGUAGCCUUAUUGAAGCGAAUCACGGCCGUGCUCAAAGUUUUGACAGGACGACGACUACAAGCAAGUACUCACCCUCGACUUUUUACACACCUCAACAUGCUAUACCCCGCCCACGUGGUAGCGACCCCACUAAAUAUAGUAGCAUCAGUUUGACAAGCUCUCCCGCUCACACCAAAAGGAAAGAUACAAAAUGACUUGUAGACUUUUAAAAAAGAUAAGCGUGGACGACUUCCAUUUUAUCAUUGUCUGUACUUUAUUGUUCAAUCACUUUCAUAAUGUGUCUUGUGAUUAAAAUGUUAAUGAUAAGUUUUAAUAUAA